AUGGAAAACAUUGCUUUGGAAGAAGACAAAGGAAACUGUACGGGACAUGAUGCGAAGGUAAUCGACGAAGACGUUGAGUCGUCAUCAGCACUUCGAGACGCUGUGGCCAUGGACACUGACAGUAACAGCGGCAACGCCGUUGAGACCCAGAAAAAUGUCCAUUUUGACGAUCAUUCAGUUGGCGAAACCAUUGCUGACAUUGUGAAUGAGUUAAAAAGUUCGGGAGUCGUCAUGGAUGUUGACAUCACGAUGACCAGCAGCCCCCCGUGCAGCACCGAAGUUAAGCUCACAGAUGUGAGCCAGCACAACGGUUCUGGAAACACAGAUCACGCGCAUGAAGAACAAAGCCCUCUCGAACCAGCUUCAUCAGCUGGUACCGUCCCACUGUCGGAUCCUGUUUUAUCCGAAGAAGGUAAAAAUACCAAUAAGGACGCUACGCAGCAACAAGAAAUGCCGGAUGAGCAGGAACAACUGUCAGUAGAAGCUCCUGCAGGUGCAUCACCCGUUGAAGAGUCAGUCCUUGAAGCAACAUCGGAAGCAGAACCUGACGAAAGUCAGGGAAAAGAUGUCCAUGAGCCCGAUGGUAGCACCCUAAAGGAAACUGGCACACAGAGUGACGAAGCCAGUGAUUCCGACGAUGACAAGGAAGGUGAUCGACGUCUGUCACCUCGCACAAAAAGCAGCGUCAAACCUAGCUCAAAGGCAGGAAGCAGCCGAAGACAAACGAAACGACGAUCGCACAGCAUCUUGAAGGUUUCCAUGGCAGGAAUGUUACAUAAGAAUCGAGCAGGACCUAGAAGUAGCAAACGUGCUGCAGCUGCAGGAGGUCCAGGACCAAAGGACACAAAACAAACUCAAGACCUGGAGGGAGGUGGGAGCAGUGAUGGUGACGCUCUCGUAGAACCUGGAAAGCAGAGCAGAACGACGAGAGCUGUUGCCUCUGGCAAAAAAGGCGAAACAAAAGUUCCUGAAGAUGUAGAUGGACCUGAAGGCAAGGCAGAUAAAGCAACAAGAAAACGGUUAUCUCUGACAAGAACAACUCUGAGGAGCACUGGUGAUGAAGGAGGGGAGAGCGAAAAUGAAUCCCUAGUUGAAAUUGCCAAGCGCAGCAGAAAGAUGGCAACGGAAGAAGUUGCAGACGGCGGUAAAAAUAAUACACCCCAAAAUAAAACUGCAAAGAAGCUGAAGCAUCGGGCGAAGGCGGCCUCCAAAACAGGUGCGAAGCACAGAGGAGGAGCUGACGAACAAAGUUGGUCGUCUGCAAAAUCUGAAGGUGGCAGCAGCAUGUCCGACGUUUGUGACUGGAACUUUGAGGAGUUCGUUGAAUCCGAUCGCUACCUGAGAGAUGUGAUCGGCCGGAGCCUCGGAGCUAUCAACGGUCGCUUCCUCACCAUAGAGCUUCCAGACACCGUGAGGCAGCACAGAGCUUGGCACGCCCCACGGGCUCGCAGGUCCAGGCCUGUGGUGUUCGGAGGGUGUGAUCCCCACCAGGUGUACAUCGACGCAAUGGGUGUCAAGGUUCCCCUUAUUUGCUGGUCUCAGUUUGCUCACAUCACACCCAAAGUACUUCUCACCGAUAUAUUUGAAGAUGUGGUGCGUCAGCAGUCGUAA
Molecule: messenger RNA, 1611 nt
Organism: Ornithodoros turicata
Lineage: Eukaryota; Metazoa; Arthropoda; Arachnida; Ixodida; Argasidae
Product: protein IWS1 homolog
Exons: 1
Coding region: 1-1611 (536 amino acids)
Source: RefSeq, a predicted model, not a curated record